AUGGGUGCGUUAAUAUUCUGUUUGUUGCUUGGGCUUUCUUUUAUCAAGUUACUAUCUCUAUAUCCGCAAGAAAUAAUGUCAGAAAGUAUUAACUCACUGAAUGCUGCUCUCGACCGAGAGGAUAGUGCAAACUCUAAAGCUGCCUUAGAGAAGUCUGAAGAUGACGUUCCUGAAAAUAUGGAUAACAUGGAGCUUCCACCGGCAUUUUCAAAGCAAUACAUACCGUUGUAUUGUAUGUGUCUUGUUGUGUACUUUGUCUCUACUAUGCAGGGAUACGAUGGUUCCCUAAUGGGUUCCAUUUAUACCAUGAAGGAUUAUUUGGCCUACUACAACUUAGAUGUUAAUUCUUCUACAAGUACUGGUCUAGUCUUUUCUAUUUAUAAUGUUGGUCAAAUUACAGGUGCAUUCUUUGUUUGGAUAAUGGACUGGAAAGGACGUAAGAUUGCCAUUAUGAUUGGUUGUUUCGGUGCUAUUGUUGGCGCCAUUAUUACUGCUGCGACCACAAAUAAAGAAGGUCUAAUUGGAGGUAGAUGGUUUUUGUCGUUCUUUACUACCAUCGCCAAUACUGCUGCUCCAAGUUACUGUGUCGAAGUGUCUCCACCACAUAUCAGAGGUAAAGUUGCUGGUUUGUACAAUACAUUGUGGUAUUGUGGUUCUAUUCUUGCCGCUUUUACCACCUAUGGUACCAAUAAGAAUUUUGCUGGUUCUUCUUUGUCUUUUAAAAUUCCAUUAUAUGUUCAAGUCUGUUUUCCUGGCUUAGUUGUCUUGUUUGGAUGGUUUUUGCCUGAAUCUCCAAGAUGGUUGGUGGGUGUUGGCCGUUACGAUGAAGCUCGUAAGUUUCUUGUGAAAUAUCAUUGUAAUGGUGAUGACAGCAAUCCAUUGGUGGAUCUUGAAAUGGCUGAAAUGGAGGAAUCUUUCAAGGACGUGAAAAUAUCCGAUCCUCUUACUGCCAUGGAUAUUAGACCAUUGUUUAAAAAUAGAUCUGAUCGCUAUAGAUUGGGAUUAGUUGUCGCCAUGGCUUGGUUUGGUCAGUUCUCGGGUAACAAUGUCUGCUCAUAUUAUUUGCCUACAAUGUUGAUUAAAGUUGGUAUGACUUCCGUUUCAACAAAUGUGCUAAUGAAUGGUGUUUAUUCAAUCGUUAGUUGGAUUUCUUCUAUUUUGGGAUCCUUUGCUCACGAUAAAGUUGGCAGAAGAAAAAUGUUUAUGAUCUCAACUUUGGGAUCUGCCUUAGCCCUUACGGGUCUUGCUGUAUGUACUGCCAGGUAUGAGGCCACUCAGUCUGAUGGAGCUUCAAAAGGCACUUUGGUAUUCAUCUACUUGUUUGGAGUCAUCUUUUCCUUUGCCUUCACUCCUAUGCAGCCUAUCUAUCCAGGUGAAGUCUCUUCUAACUUGAUCAGAGGUAAGGCUCAAUUUGUUUUAAGUAUUGUAGCUGGUGUUGCUCAAUUUGUCAAUCAAUUUGCCUCUCCAAAGGCCAUGGAAAAUAUCAGAUACUGGUUCUACGUUUUCUAUGCUUUCUUUGAUAUCUUUGAGUUCAUCAUAAUUUACUUCUUCUUCGUUGAAACUAGAGGUAAGACAUUGGAAGAGUUAGAAUAUGUCUUUGAGGCCCCAAAUCCAAGAAAGGCUUCUACUGAUCCUGAAUUUCUCAGUAGUAUUAGAGUUGCUAGUGGCUUUGAGGCAGAAAACAUGAAAAACGAGCAUGACAUUAAAGCUACAGUCGACCAUCUAGAAGAAGGAGUGGAUUCUGAAUGA
Molecule: messenger RNA, 1749 nt
Organism: Brettanomyces nanus
Lineage: Eukaryota; Fungi; Ascomycota; Pichiomycetes; Pichiales; Pichiaceae
Product: high-affinity glucose transporter
Exons: 1
Coding region: 1-1749 (582 amino acids)
Biological process (GO): carbohydrate transport; transmembrane transport
Cellular component (GO): membrane
Molecular function (GO): carbohydrate:proton symporter activity
Source: RefSeq, a predicted model, not a curated record